AUGCUUGGUCCUGUUGACAGACUGGUACAUCACUUUGCCAAUACUUGGCAGGACCUUGUUGAGCGAUAUCCAGCCGGUGUAAUCGAGAUUGGAAUCUCUCUGUUCGUUUCAGUGUUUGCUCUUAUUGUACCCUCUACAAUAUUCCUAUCGAUUGAUACAGCCUUCCCAGACUUUGUCAAGCGUCACAAGAAGCAAGCCGAAGAAAAAAGGCCUCAUAGCGUAAAGCUUGCCAAAUGCAUUCUCCUAGUGAUUCUCAACAUCAGCCUCGCAAUAUCGACCGUUGUCCUGUCCAAGUUAUGCUUUGGCUGGCAAUUCUCGCCCUUCCGCGUGGACCCCGAGUUACCAUCAGGCAGGAUGUUACUACUCGACUUUGCCUAUGCCGCGCUAUGUCGGGAGGUGAUCGUAUACUACAUACACCGUCUAUCCCACUGGCCGUGGUUUUACAAACACAUCCACCGAGUCCAUCACGAAUUCCAGGCGCCCAUAGGAUUUGUCGCCGGCUAUAUACAUCCCAUCGAGAGCCAGAUCAACGGCGGCGCCCCGCUCUACGUGCCGCUGGCGGUCCGUCGAGCGCACAUGGUCUCCUACCUGGUAUUCUUCUUCGCGACUGUUUUCUAUGUUGUGCUCGAUCACACUGGCUAUACUGUUUGGUGGUUUCCCAACGCCCGCGCUCAUGAUCUCCAUCAUGAAAAGCUCACCUGCAAUUUUGGGAUGGAAAAAGUGAAGCUGUGCGAGGUGUAA
Molecule: messenger RNA, 741 nt
Organism: Aspergillus thermomutatus
Lineage: Eukaryota; Fungi; Ascomycota; Eurotiomycetes; Eurotiales; Aspergillaceae
Product: sterol desaturase family protein
Exons: 2
Coding region: 1-741 (246 amino acids)
Biological process (GO): ergosterol biosynthetic process
Molecular function (GO): C-4 methylsterol oxidase activity; iron ion binding
Source: RefSeq, a predicted model, not a curated record